Molecule: messenger RNA, 810 nt
Organism: Apis florea (little honeybee)
Lineage: Eukaryota; Metazoa; Arthropoda; Insecta; Hymenoptera; Apidae
Source: RefSeq, a predicted model, not a curated record
CGAUGAUGAGUUGAUAGAAUUUAGAUAAUAAAUUAUUCAUUAUAAAAGUUCGAAGGUGAAGAAUCGGGGGACAUGGAUUUACUACCUUCAUCAAACGAUAUAAUUUUUGCAUCGUCUCAGUAUGGUUCCAUGGCCAUGAUUCUCCAAAAAUAUAUGAUAGACAUAAAAACUGAAUUAGAAAAACGUUCAAAAAAAUAUUUGGAAAACUUGUCUCAAAGAAAUAUAAGUGAUGAAAAUUUUGAAAAAAUGUUGAAAUUGAUAUGUUUUGAAAUGGGACAAUGUUUUACUGAAUUUGAGUUUUAUUGGAGAGCAAUCAUACUCAAAACAUUCUUCUAUCCCAGUAACUAUCUACACGUUUUAAGAUCACCUCUAAAAAUAGAUAAACAAUAUAACAAAAUUCCGAUACACAAUAUUACAUUUCCAAUGCGAAGCGAAGAAUAUCAAUUAUCUUUUAUGUUGCAUGAAAUGAGAAAGAAAUUAAAACCAAGAUGUACAGGUAGACAUUUAAUGAAACAUACCGUGUGUGGAAAUGGAAAUCAUUGAAUAUAGCGUAUCUAAAAUACAAUAUUUCCCUUCUCACGGAAUGUAAUUUAAUUAUAAAAUUGUAACUAAGAGAAUCUGUAGUGAUGAACUAUUGUAAAAUGAGAAAUGAGAUAUCUUCAUUAUGUGGAUCCAUUGAAAAAUUUUUAGAAGUUACAGAUAAAAAAAAUAAUGCAGAAUGAAUGAAUUGUGUAAUUUGAAUUUUUAAAAAUAUAAUAUUUUAUUUUUUUUACCAGAGUUGUUUAUAUAAAGUCUAAAAUGUAUUUUUAA